Molecule: messenger RNA, 2486 nt
Organism: Hylaeus volcanicus
Lineage: Eukaryota; Metazoa; Arthropoda; Insecta; Hymenoptera; Colletidae
Exons: 5
Coding region: 965-1933 (322 amino acids)
Cellular component (GO): chitin-based extracellular matrix
Molecular function (GO): structural constituent of chitin-based larval cuticle
Source: RefSeq, a predicted model, not a curated record
AGAACGGUACAUUAGUGUGCGUAUAAAAGUUUCACUGUUGACGACGGCGCCUCGUACAUAUUCACACAGUCGCAUUUGUUGAACGUGUACAGUAUUCUCGGCUCGUAAAAGUGAAAGCGAUGCAAACGAAGGAGAAAAUAUGAUCGUGAAACUCGACCAGCGGAUAGCUAUAAGAGGAUGAAUUGGGCUUUCUUACGCGUGAUUUGCUUAAUGCUUGUCAAUUUUCAUCGCUGAAGUGUUUGCGAAUGAAAGUACUUAAAUUCUCCUAUGAAAACGUCAGCGCUCGAUGUGCUCAUAAGAUCACAGAUUUCUUUUUUUUUUUUUUUUUUUUUGACGCAAUGCAAACUUUGAAGAGAAACUAAUUUCUUCGUUGCCUUUUGAAAAAGAGAUUUUUGCGAGAGCAUCGUACGGUUCGACGUCUAUUAAAAGUUUUUCAUUCUAUUUUUAAGCAUUGUCAACCACCGAGCUUAACGAAAGCGAACGUUGAGCGGUUGAUACGCAAAAGGUUUACAAUGUACAUUACCAUGCAGUCAUCACGAUGCGUGAAGGUAUUUGUAAUUAGAGGCAGCACGUUAAAGGAAUGCAUAACUAUAAGUUUCUGUGAGGUAACUUUAAAUGUAGAGUGAUCAUCUGUAAUUGCAGAUGGGCGCGGUUUCGUCCGUCAGGAAAAACGGUGCGUGCUUCUCGAAGGGGGUAGGGAUAAGGCUGGGAAGGAAAGAGCUGAGAUCCAUGGAAUGGUUGACGAUACUCUGAAAACACAAAGCAUCCACCGGGUUUCAGUUCCCGUAUCGCGUCCUCUGUGCUCGCUUCGUUGAUAGCCGUGCUGGUGAUACACCGUGAAGGUAUCUGCAUGUGCUUUAUCCUCUCUCGCGCGACGCUUAAACCGGACUGUGAUAAAGAAGAAGAGAAAGAAAGCAGCAUGGCGGUGUAAUUCUUCUGUACUUGAAUAUAUAUCGCGAAGACUAUGUUUCUGCGGACAUUAUGUUGGCUGAAUAUUUUAACGGUUUCAGUUUUAUGCCGAAACGAGGGAAACGCUGACAAAAGUGGCUGGAGCUUCGAUCCAAAUACACAGUAUCACAUUCAGACGGAUGAGGGUCCCGAAAGGCACUUCCGUUUCCAGACGCUAAACGGACAAUACAGAAAGGAGAAGAGGCUAGUGGAUGGCACAGUUAUCGGAACGGAGGGCUGGCUAGAUCCUCUCGGAUACCUGCGUCUUAAGGACUACGUAGCCGAUAGCAACGGAUUUCGAAUAGUAAGAUCAAAAAUGGUGUACGUGGGUAAAGACAGGCCUAUCUAUGAUGCCAUGGCGGAGGCGAAGAGGGUACCUGCUCAGAAUGGACUCAUCGUGGAUCCACCACGACCACCAAAUCCUUUCAGACAAUGGAAAGGAAACAACGUGGCUCCUCUGCUUGGGAACGACAUAAACUCUAACUAUUACGUCAGUACCACUGCCAGUCCCAGAGUGGACGUCACCCCUAUAUCUAGUUCGAACAAUGAUUACUACAGCCCAAAUCAAAGAAGAUUUUCUCCUGGCCAACGAAAUUAUUACAACGCUCUACAACGACCUCGAGACGGGGCUGGCGCUCCUUACGAUCACUCGAACAAGAAUCUUCGACUAUCGACGCCAGUUUCUCAAAGUGGCUCAGCGGAUUACCCUCCAUACGAUGGAACCCACACUGUCGCCAACGGAUUCCAGUAUUACCUGAAGAGGCAGUACCACGAGGAGGAACAGGAUGCGACAGGAGACAACGUUGGCUCCUUCGGUUACAUCGAUCCAUUUGGCAUCAGAAGAGUAAUUUAUUACAAGACGGAUCAAAACAACGGUUUCGUUCAUCAGAAGAAUAAUAAAUACGUUGGUUUCGGGGCGACCCCUUACGACCCCUCGUCGACUGGUUUAUACAGACAGAGAUCAAGAAGAUAUUCAAAGUCAUAAGCUUGUUAAAAUUUGUUUUACUCAUAGUUGUUAGCAGUAGGUGCCAUGUUUGACUAUUUUAUUAUUUAUAAGGUUCGGUAAUAUUUAAAAUUUCGCAAAUCUAAAUAAAUACGCGAGCUUUGCGCGAGUAACGCGCACUGUAAUCCUAUCGAAAUAAAUUAAGGAACAACGACGGACGGUUAACGAGUCCACCGAAUGGGAAGCAUGAACGAGGAUCCAUUUUAGUGUAAUUGGACGAAGCUUUUUAUCACUAUGUUUAUUAUAUUAACGAAACGUAUUUUUACACUGUUAAAUAUAUUGCACGCGUAGGUAUGUAUACUUUACAAGGAAAAGUAUUUCAUAAAUUAAGUGUUGUAAUUCUACACACAUUUUAUACACAAUACGUCCAUGGUCUAUUUCUGUAAUAGUCGUAAUGUAAGUAAUCCCAUUUUAAAGUGCUAUAGGGUACCACCUGGAAUAUUUCCGUUGUGUUUAAUAGUACAAAAGACUCUGUGAGGAAGAAAUUAUUCGCUUCAAAGACACGAAUAUUACGAAUAAAUAUACUUAUGUUCAA